Plasmodium relictum is the source of this 1383-nucleotide messenger RNA. RefSeq lists its product as hypothetical. The transcript has 2 exons. The record is from RefSeq and is a predicted model, not a curated record. The coding region runs from base 1 to 1383 and encodes 460 amino acids. Lineage: Eukaryota; Apicomplexa; Aconoidasida; Haemosporida; Plasmodiidae.
AUGGAAUAUUCGCUAAGAAAAAACGAACUUAUAACUAAAGCUCUUAAUUAUACCUUAGACAUUUUUGAAAUAUCUAAUGAAAAAAAAAUGUUAAAUAUAUUUCAUAAAAUAAAUGAAUUAAUUUAUUUAAGAGGUGAAAAAAGUGUUUUAAAUGAUAGAAAUAAAAUAUAUUUUGCGAAAUAUAGUGAUCUAAUAGAAAAAAUGGAAAUAUAUUGUAAGAUGAAUAAAAAAUGUUUAUGUUUGUUUGAGAACAGAACAAUAACUUAUAAUCUAAUUAAAUGUUUUGAAAGAUGUUUCAAUAAUACUUUUGUAGAUAAUAAUAAAAUAUAUCCAAUAUUUAAAUUAAAUAUAAAAGAUUUUUUAAAUUUACAUAUACAUAAAUAUAUUAGCUCAGAUGAAUUUCAAUUUCUUCUAUUUUUAUAUGUAGAAAAAUUUUUAUAUUCCUUCUCUUUAUUUUCAUAUAAAUAUUGUAUUAAAAAUCUAUCAGAAGGUGUUAUAUUAUAUAAUUUUGAAGAUAUAAACGCUAUUGAUUUUAAUAAUGUUUCCUUUUAUCUAUUAAUAAGAGAUAUAAAUGAUAUUAUCUCAAUUAUUGUACCCAUUUAUAUUAAUACUGUUAUAAUUUACAAGAGUAAAAAUUUAAAGGAAAAUUUAUAUAAAAUAUUUAAACUAAUAGAAAACAAAAUUUGUAAAAUUAUAUUUAUAGAAGAAAAAGAUGAUUUAUUGGAUGUGAUUAAAUUAGAAAGUAAUUUUACUUAUAAUAUCACAAAAAAAAAUAAAGAAACAAAUAUUCUUUGCUAUUAUAAUAACUUUUUUUUAUUAAAUACUAUUCUUGAAGAAAAUAAUAAUGUUAUCAAGAGUUUUGUAAAACAUUUUGACUUGAGUGAAAUGCUUAUAAAUGCCCAUAUAAAUUAUAUGAAGAUACAGAAAAAGUUAAAAAAGAAAGUAGUAGAAACUCAAAAUAAUAGUAUUCAAAAGGAAAAUUCUACAUUAAAUUUAUGUAAAAAUAAUUUGGAAAAUAUAAAUGAAAAGGACAUGUUAAAUGAUAAGAAAAAAAUGAAUUUUCUUGAAAAUAAUGUAUUUUCUAAUGUUUUUGACUUAAAAUAUUUUAUCGAUGCUGCAAAUAAAUAUCAUGGAGAUACUCUAAUUAGGAAUGAAGAAGAAAAAAAAGUAAUAGAUUUUAUCACACAAAAUAAUUUGUAUAAUGGAAAAAUUAUAAACAAAAAAAUUCAAGAUACAAAUUUUGGUGAUAUGUACAUUUAUUACAAAAAAAAAGAAAAAAACAAACAAAAAAAAAAGAAAAAAACAUUUAUAAAUUUAGAUAAAGUUUUUAGAGGAAACGUUACUACUUGUAUAUUUAGAGAUAAUUUAAAUUACAUUGAUUAA